This is a messenger RNA of Callithrix jacchus (white-tufted-ear marmoset), 2367 nucleotides long. It is a transcript of the gene WIPI2, whose product is annotated as WD repeat domain, phosphoinositide interacting 2. The record is from RefSeq and is a predicted model, not a curated record. Gene Ontology annotation, molecular function: protein binding. NCBI's taxonomy places the organism in Eukaryota, Metazoa, Chordata, Mammalia, Primates, Cebidae.
UGUGCGAGGCCGUGCGUCGCGGGGGGCGGGGUCGCGCAGUCGCACCGGCGCCCCGGCUCCGGAGCAUAAACAAGAGCGGGGACGGGAUGAGGCGGCGGUUGAUCCCCGGGAGACUAGUGGUGGCAACGGAGGCGGCGAGCGGGGCCCGGCGCCGACACUGAGUGCAGCCUGACCCGCCCUCGCGCGCGCGCGCGCCCUCCCUGGCCGGGCCCACCCGCCGCGCGCCAGCCAUGAACCUGGCGAGCCAGAGCGGGGAGGCCGGCGCCGGCCAGCUGCUCUUCGCCAACUUCAACCAGGACAACACAGCAGUGAAAAGGGGAUCAAGAGCAACUGGUCCUGGCCAUCGCGCUGUUGUCUGGUCCCUAGCUGUUGGUAGUAAGUCCGGUUAUAAAUUUUUCUCCCUUUCUUCUGUGGAUAAGCUGGAACAGAUCUAUGAAUGCACCGACACGGAAGAUGUAUGCAUUGUAGAGAGAUUGUUCUCUAGCAGCUUAGUGGCCAUCGUGAGCCUUAAAGCACCAAGGAAGCUAAAGGUGUGCCACUUUAAGAAGGGAACUGAGAUCUGCAACUACAGCUACUCUAACACGAUUCUGGCUGUGAAGCUCAACAGGCAGAGGCUGAUAGUAUGCCUGGAAGAGUCCCUGUACAUCCACAACAUUCGGGACAUGAAGGUACUGCACACGAUCAGGGAGACGCCUCCAAACCCUGCAGGCCUGUGUGCGCUGUCAAUCAACAAUGACAACUGCUACUUGGCGUACCCAGGGAGCGCAACCAUCGGAGAGGUGCAGGUCUUCGAUACCAUUAAUUUGAGAGCUGCAAACAUGAUUCCGGCUCAUGACAGUCCUUUAGCAGCGUUGGCUUUUGACGCUAGUGGAACUAAGCUUGCCACAGCUUCGGAGAAGGGGACCGUGAUUAGGGUAUUUUCCAUUCCAGAGGGACAAAAACUCUUUGAGUUUCGGAGAGGAGUGAAGAGGUGCGUGAGCAUCUGCUCCCUGGCCUUCAGCAUGGACGGCAUGUUCCUCUCCGCCUCCAGCAACACGGAGACCGUGCACAUCUUCAAACUUGAGACUGUGAAAGAAAAACCCCCAGAGGAGCCCACCACCUGGACUGGGUACUUUGGGAAAGUGCUCAUGGCCUCCACCAGCUACCUGCCUUCCCAAGUGACAGAAAUGUUCAACCAGGGCCGAGCCUUCGCCACAGUCCGCCUGCCAUUCUGUGGCCACAAAAACAUCUGCUCGCUAGCCACAAUUCAGAAGAUCCCACGGUUGCUGGUGGGCGCCUCCGAUGGGUAUCUGUACAUGUACAACCUGGACCCCCAGGAGGGCGGCGAGUGCGCCCUGAUGAAGCAGCACCGGCUGGAUGGCAGUCUGGAGACAGCCAAUGAGAUCUUGGACUCUGCCUCUCACGACUGCCCCUUAGUCACUCAGACGUACGGGGCGGCUGCAGCAAAAGGUACUUAUGUGCCUUCAUCCCCAACAAGACUUGCCUAUGCAGAUGACCUGGGUGCCGUGGGUGGCACCUGCCUGGAGGAGGAGGCCAGCGCCCUGCGCCUGGAUGAGGACAGCGAGCAGCCCCCCAUGAUUCUUCGGACUGACUGAACUUGACCUAUGACCUAUGACCCGGGGAGCAGAGAACACUGGCUUCACAGAGGACUUUGUGCAUUGCUGCUAUUAACUUUGACCUGAGUCGGGGGAGAGGAUGGCAGAGACUUUAUUAAAAAAAAAAAAAAAGAUUGUAGUGGUAGUCUAACUCCAUAAUGCUGAGGAAAUACAUCCUUUUCACUUCAGUGGCUUUUAAUCCUGCUUAUGAAUUUUAGCUUUUUGUUUGUUUUCUCUUUUUGCCAAAAUUAACUGUCUGGUGAAGCCCGCAAAACCUCCUUGCUUUGCAUGCAUGAAUGUGCCAAGCCAGCGUAGGAGAGCUAGAAGCCACUUUCCAACACCUGCCGUUGGGGUUUUCAUAUCUGUACGCAUGCCGAGUGCGUCAGGAAGCCGUGGCCGCGCACGCUGGGUCUGCUCGUCAAGGCUGGUUCUGCAGUGACGGGUCCAGGGCUGCCCACUGGGCGUGCUGGGCGGACUUCGGCCUGGGACACGAGUCCUCUCUCCCUAGGGCCCCAUCUGGACCAUUUUCCCUCCAUUUUAUUUUGUUAAUUAAAUUCUUUCCAGAUUGGAUCAUCCUGGGAUUUUUUCUGUGGUGGACUUCUGUUUCUGAUCUUGUUUCUUCCCAUGUGGAUAUCGGAGGAGAGCAAGGUUCUUUCUGAUACUGAAAACCUUUGUGUCGGGCGGCAGAUGAACUUGAAAGAUUGCCUGGACUCCCUGGAGCAAAGGAAAGCGAUUUUGUUUGUGUAAUUAAAUAAUGCGUUCUUCUACUUUA